AUGCCGCGUGAGGUUCCUGACACCGCUGCUGGUUCACCCGUCCGUUCCCCCUUCUCGCCCGUGCCCCUCUCUACUCCCGGCGGUUCCCGCGCCCCAGUCGCGUCGCUUCCUGCAGCCGUCGCGUCAUUAGCCACCGGAUCCGCCACCGACAUGUCCCCUUUGCCGCCGCUCCUCCCCGCAGCGGGCCCGCAAUGGCUCCGCCUAAUGUCCGCGGAGGCGCGUUCCGCGCCGCCGGUGCAGAUCCUGCAGCUUGAGGCGCGCCCCCUCAACGUACCGCUCCGCGAGCCCUUCACCAUCGCUUCCGCCACCCUUUCCGCCGUCCCCAACGUCGCCAUCCGCGCUGUUCUCCGUAUCGCUUGCGCAGGGGGAAAGCCGGAAGUGCGGGAAGAGAAGUAUGACACUGGAUCUGAGGAAACGGGAGUGUUUGGCUGGGAGGGCGACGGGCGGGGGGCGGAGGAAAACGGGAGCGGCGGAGGAAUGAUCGAAGCGGUGGGUUGGGGGGAAGCACCUGUGCUGCCGUCAGUUACGGAGGAGGACCAGGAGACGAUCCUAGAAGCAUGCGCGCGCGCGCGUGACUGGAUGGUGGCGCAACCGCCUAUGAGGUGGCAUGAGCUGCUGCUGCGGCUGGAGCAAAGGGUUUUACCGGGCCAUGGGCUCGCUUCGGCACGUGCGGGAGUGGAAAUGGCCGUUCUAGACGCGCUUGCAUCAGCACUCUCGCUGCCGCUCUGGCGACUCUUCUCCUCAUCUAGCCGCCCGCUCUCCACCGAUAUCACCAUCCCAAUCUGCUCGCCAGAGUCAGCAGAGUCUCUCGCCCACUCCUACCACUCUCACGGCUUCUCCUGCUUCAAGAUCAAGCUCGGCGCGCUGCCCGCUUCUCACUCGCCGCUCCCUGCGCACGCGCUGCAAGAGCUCUCGUUACAGUCACCGCUGGUGGACGAACUUGCGCGUGCUGGGCAGGUCUCCCAAUCACCUCAGCACCCUACCUCAUUGCACCAUUGCCGCUCCGUCCUUUCUUCCCUCCCUGGUCCUCCGGUCCCCCCUUCCCUCCCUGUCCCCCCUUCCCUCCCUGUCCCCCCUUCCCCCUGUCCCUCCCUGUCCCCCCUUCCCUCCCUGUCCCCCCUUCCCUCCCUGUCCCCCCUUCCCUCCCUGUCCCCCCUUCCCUCCCUGUCCCCCCUUCCCUCCCUGUCCCCCCUUCCCUCCCUGUCCCCCUUCCCUCCCUGUCCCCCCUUCCCUCCCUGUCCCCCCUUCCCUCCCUGUCCCCCCUUCCCUCCCUGUCCCCCCUUCCCUCCCUGUCCCCCCUUCCCUCCCUGUCCUCCCUUCCCUCCCUGUCCUCCCUGCCCUCCCUGUCCUCCCUGCCCUCCCUGUCCUCCCUUCCCUCCCUGUCCUCCCUUCCCUCCCUGUCCUCCCUGCCCUCCCUGUCCUCCCUGCCCUCCCUGUCCUCCCUGCCCUCCCUGUCCUCCCUGCCCUCCCUGUCCUCCCUGCCCUCCCUGUCCUCCCUGCCCUCCCUGUCCCCUCCCAGAGCACGGCAUAAGCCCGCGGGUGUUAGAGCAACCUUUCCAUCGCAGCAACUGGCGGGCCAUGCACUCCCUCACAGCCACUCUCUCCCGCCUCCACGCCGCCUCCUGCCGCACACCGCCAUCACCUGCACCAGCACAUCCAGCGGUGGUGGUAGCAGACGAGAGCUGCAGGGGUGAGGGGGACGUGUGGCGGAUCGUGCACGAGGGAGCAGCGGCAGGCGUGAACGUGAAGCUUGCCAAGACGGGUGUGGUGGGCGCGUUGAGGGUCAUUGCUGCUGUGCUGCGCGCGAAUGCGGCGCAGGGGAGGCAAGGGGAGCCGCUGCAGCUGAUGAUUGGGGGCAUGGUGGAGACACGCCUUGCCAUGGGGUUUGCGGCUCACGUGGCUGCUGGACUUGGGUGCUUCCAGUGGGUGGACCUGGACACACCGCUGCUGCUGGCAUCAGACCCAAUCGUAGGGGGCUACACAAUGGAUCAGGACAGGAUCGUCUUUCCUCCAGGCCCGGGCCAUGGGGGCUCCCUGCCCUGGCCAACGCAAGCAGCACAGGAGCAGAGUGAAUGGUGA
Closterium sp. Yama58-4 is the source of this 2079-nucleotide messenger RNA. NCBI's taxonomy places the organism in Eukaryota, Viridiplantae, Streptophyta, Zygnematophyceae, Desmidiales, Closteriaceae. The record is from the annotation of a GenBank genome assembly.